Molecule: messenger RNA, 4095 nt
Organism: Symbiodinium pilosum
Lineage: Eukaryota; Dinophyceae; Suessiales; Symbiodiniaceae
Source: the annotation of a GenBank genome assembly
AUGGAGGAUGAAGAAGGGCCUUUCGCAAGCCUAAUGAAGGAGCCACCGGUAGCAUCUGGAAAGGCCAGCAAGAUUUCUGACCAUGAAGCCAAUAAGGCGUCCGGGCCAGUGGAAACAGAAGACUAUGCAAGCAGUCCGGUCACUACAGCUGGCGUGAGCCGAGAAGCCCAGGAGCACGGCGCAGGGGAAGAAGACCCGGACAUAGACAUGCUGCUGUUUGGGGGCGACCACCUAUACGAGACAGCGAACGAGGAUAAAGCAGCUGGUGAUGAUCUAGAGCCCGACAAGGAGCUGGUGGAUACAGAGGUAGCGCAGGACCCUUUCGCCGCUGUGCCAGGAACCACAUCCUUUACCUUCAUCCAGACGACGCUGGAGCUUCUGAGCCGCGGGAAGGUUGCCAAAAAGUUGGAUGCAUCCAACAACUUUGAAAUUUCAUUUGAUGUGAUUUUGCGGGAGACAGCCAGAGAGCGCAGGGGCUUAGCACACUUCUCUGUUGGGGGGUCCACCACCAGCCAACUUCCACGGAUUUGCCUGGCGCCAGGUUCUGCCAGGUUGUUUUUUCUUCUGAGGCAUGGCCCUUUCCGGGCAAAACUGGCAACGUCUGCGAUUCCUCUGAAUCAAACUGUUCGAGUUGUCUUUCGACUUGUGCAGCAUGUGGCUACCGUUCUGGUGGAUGGUCAGGAGCAAGACAUUGCCUCAGCAGAUGGUCUGGAAGUGCCGGUCCCAGGCAAGAUGUUUGCAUAUUUUGCAGGUCCAGGCGAUGUUGCAGCGGAAGCGAUGCUGGGAAAUGCGGUGUAUCGUUGGCGCAAUUUCGCUUUGAGACCUGCAGUUCAAGCAACAACCAUACUUGAGCUGCCGCCAGAUGAGAUACAGUUGAUGUUAGAGGUGACAGAUGAACUGAAAAAGGCGAAAAAGUGGGCAAAAUUCGAUGGCUUCUUUGGCAUAAUCGUGUUUGCAAACGCCGUGUCCAUGGGCAUUCAGACAGACUGCGGAUGUGAGAGUGACGUGAUAUGGCAGAUUUUGGACAAUGUUUUCCUUGUUGCCUUCAUGACGGAGUUAAUCCUGAGAGCACUCAUCACUGGCCUGCGCCCGUUUGGUGUUCAGCUGCUCCAUGAUCGUUGGCUGCAGCUUGAUGUGAUGGUUAUCUCCUCCAGCAUUGUUGAUACUUGGGUUUUGGGCGAACUCGGCAGUGGCGGAGUGUUCGCCCUCGCUCGAUUGUACAGGCUGCUGAAGCUUGUGAAGAUGGUACGCUUACUUCGCACUUUUCGUCAGCUGGCCAUGCUGGUGGAGGGUAUUCUUAGCUCCUUGCAGACGCUGUUCUGGGCCGUGGUCCUGCUAGCUCUGAGCAUAUUCAUGUUCUCCGUGCUCCUAGUGAGGAUGGCGCAGUGGGAUUUACCUGCAGUCCUCAAUGCUUCGCUUCCAUUUGCUUCGCUGCCGACGGCCAUGUGGACCCUGGUUCAGCUUGCCACGCUUGACCAGUGGGUGGCUUUGGUUCGCACAGCUGCACUGCAGCUGGGUGGAUUGCACGGCGGGGCAAUUGCAGUUGUUCUGCUAGUUUGCGUCUGCUUAACUCAUCUGGGCAUUAUGAACCUUGUGGUCGGCAUCUUGUGCAACACGGCUUUUAAGCUCGAAUCUCGUCAAGUUCGCAUGGUCGAAGCUGAGCGGCUUCUGAAGCAGCAGGGCGCGCUCGAACUCUUCAGGCAGCAGCUGCUCAAGCAUGGCACGCAUCUGUUGAAAAACCCCAGAUACAUUGCAAAAGAAGAGUUUUUCGAGGCCCUGCAAAACAACAGUAUCAAGGAACUGGCUCAGAUUCUCAACCUCACAGACAAAGACUUCCAGCUACUGGUGUCUGCGUUCGAGGAAAACGAUGACAUUGAAAUCGAUGGCAUUAUUGAGGCGAUUGGAAUCAUUGAGCUGCAAUCAUACUUUGCCAUCAGCGUUGCAAGCAGUGUCAAGAAACACAAGGCGGUAACAGCCUUGAGGCCUGUUGACCUGCUGUUCUUUUGCAUAAGUUUGAGGCAGCUGGAGUCGUCCCUCGACAGAGUAGAGCAGAAUGGCCAAAGCCUGUGCGCCUUUGCAUAUGCUUUGAGCAUGGCACAGGAAUCCUCUACCUUUCUCAGGCUCAACCAUGACGUCAGCUUGGUUCCUCCAGUUUCGAAAAGGGAGUUGGCAAAAUCAUCACUAAACGUGAGAAAGAUGGAAGAGACUGCCAAUCAAUUCAACCUCGACACAGAGGAGCAGCAGCUGUUGAUGCCAAUCGACAUUCUCUUUGGCAGCGUAAUUGCCGUGAAUGGUGCAUUCGUUGGAGUUCAAACCAUGCAAGAUGACGGAAAUUUGCUCGUCUAUUGGAUUGAUCUCGGUUCACAUUCAUAUUCACAGUGGAAUUUAUUCUUCGUAGCCCGCUUCGCACACUUAAAGUCAAGAGUCCGAUGCUGGGUACUGCCACCGUGUCCACCUGGUGGCGUUGUGAGCGUUGCGUCUGCUACUUACCAGAGCUUGAAAGAGCUCUCGGUGCUUUUUGAUUUCACUAUUAUCGUGCUGUCCCUUCUGGAUUCUUUGGUUAUAGUGCAGCUUCGCAAUGCCGGGAUCCUGGAACUUGACACUUCCGCACUGUCAGUGCUGCGUGCCUUCCGUCUGUUCCGGUUGGCGAAAUUGCUUCGCAUCUUCAAGCUCUUUCCACAGUUGCAGAAGCUGGUCUUCGCGUUGAUAGAGACCUGGAAACAGGUGUUUUGGGCCCUUACGCUCAUUUUACUGCUCUUAUAUGCAUUCUCCAUAUACGCGGUGUCGAUGAUCGGCGCUGAUGCAUCCGAGGGAUCCACCUCAAAGUCUUAUUUCGGGACAUUGGUUGACUCCCUCUUGACAGGCUGGCAAGUGGCCACCUUUGAUCGUUGGGAUGAAGUACUGUAUACCUCCACUGACAACUUGCUCAACUUCAGUAUACUUCUGCUUGUUGCAGUUGUGUUGGGAUUGGGUUUGAUGAACAUGGCUGUGGGCGUUGUGUGCGAAGCUGCCUUGAGCUUACAGGCCAGGGAUGAUGCAGAGGUUCAGCGGGCUGAGCUGAUUGCUUUCUUGUCGUCAAUGAAAAAUCUUCAAGAAACUUGCAUGCGAGAACUUGGAGACGAUGCGCUUCCCACACACCUCAUGGAGGAGGCCAUUGGGUUGAAAAUGAACCCAGAGCGGCAUUCAAGUGCCAGAAACAGCGGCCUCAGCGACCAGCCGCCUGCAACUGCCGACCAAGUGGAUGAAUUCACAAAGGGUGCCCUUGUUACGAAGGAGGACCUUGCAAAGGUUGAGCUGUACGGGUGCACUGUUGCCUUGCGGGAGGUUAGGGCAAAAUGCCUGAAAAUGAACGAGUGCAUUGACAACAUUAAUGCAUCGCUGCAGCUUGUGUUAGACGAGAUCCAUCAGAAGCACCUAGCUGAUGAUCAUGUCAAGUCUGGCAUGAAAUCAGCCGAUGGCACGGGACAUGAUCCCAGCACUCUGCAGGUGGAAGCUGGGAAAGUGGUGACUGGCGAUCAGUCUUUGGGCGCAGGAAGUCUUCCACAGGUUCUCAACAUGGGAAAGCUCUUGGUCAGCGGCGGCACCGGGGUAAUCACGGUUCGCAAGGAUGAAGUUGUUGGCUUCGGGACCAAAUUCAGUACUGAAGUUCAGGUUGGCGACGUCAUUCUGGUUGAGCCGCUGGUUGCUCAGAGAAGCUGUGAGACAGAGACAAAGAAGACCUUUGCCCUUACUGUCACCGACGUACUCUCCCACACACAGAUGAAGGCUUCAGCAUUCUUCACAGAAACAUUACCCGAGCGGAUUGUGUUCGUCAUUGCAAGGUUCGAGCGCAAGGUGCAGCCAAGCCACUCCAACGUUCCGCGACCUGCGACAAAGGCGCCUAAGCAGGAUUCAGACAAAGGCUUUCAGCGCUGGUUCGAAUGGGAACUUGAGACACAGCAGCUGGACAUUGUGAAGCUCCAAGAAGCAGAGGCACACAGCUCCGGCCUGCAAAGGCUGAGAGAUGAAGCUCAAAGAGAACUGUUGGCAGUUCUUCAGCGACCGCUUCUGAAGAUGUGUUUCGAGGCUUUCAAACCAGCAGCUCGAGAGAUAUAG